This is a messenger RNA of Encephalitozoon romaleae SJ-2008, 1056 nucleotides long. RefSeq names its product pyruvate dehydrogenase E1 component subunitalpha. The record is from RefSeq and is a predicted model, not a curated record. The transcript has a single exon. Lineage: Eukaryota; Fungi; Microsporidia; Unikaryonidae. Bases 1 to 1056 code for a protein of 351 amino acids. Gene Ontology annotation, molecular function: oxidoreductase activity, acting on the aldehyde or oxo group of donors, disulfide as acceptor.
AUGCAAGAGAAGAGGUAUAUACAUUGCGAUGCUCAAGGGAUAUUGAACUCUAUCCAGACCCAUGGAAUUACAAAAGAGGAGAUUGAUAUAGUGCAAAAGCUUGAGGUGGACGAGAUGGUCUACAUAUACAAGCAGAUGAUGAAGAUCAGACUUACAGAUGAGAUAAUGGACAGGGAGUACAAAGAAAAGAGCAUUAGAGGCUUUUGCCACCUCUCGAUUGGACAGGAAGGAAUAUACGCAGCUCUUGAACAUGAAUUGGACGGGGAUAUGGUUAUAUCUUCGUAUAGAUGCCACGGGCUUGCAUAUGUUACCGGGUGCAAGACCUUAGAGAUUCUGGGAGAAGUCCUCGGAAAGCAAGCCGGGGUGUGCAAAGGCAAAGGUGGGUCUAUGCAUUUAUACAACCGGAACUUCUUUGGAGGACAUGGAAUUGUUGGUGCACAAGUUCCUCUUGGAUUGGGGAUCUCAUAUGCACUGAAGUAUAAAGGAAGGCUACUUCAGGAUAGAGAUCAAGGAAACAGGGUUUGCUAUGCUUUCUAUGGAGACGGGGCAGCGAAUCAAGGACAGGUAUGGGAAAGCUUUAAUAUGGCAAUGAUUUGGAGGCUUCCUAUAGUCUUUGUCUGUGAAAACAACAGAUAUGGAAUGUGGACUUCUGCAGAGAGUAUUAGUACAGAUACGAACUUCUAUCUCCGAGGAGGGACCAUGCCCGGGAUUCGAAUUGCACACAACAACAUAUUUGGGUUGAUAUCUGUUUUAAGGUAUGCCAGAAGGUACUCGUCUGAGAAAGGCCCGAUCAUUGUACAGAUCGACACAUAUAGACUCUGCACACACUCCACAGCAGAUGAGAGAGAGUCUUACCGAGCCAAGGGAGAAAUAGACAAUGAAAGGAAAAACGAUUGUAUGGAGGAUACAAGAAAUCGUCUUCUUGCAUUCUGUUCUAGGGAGGAGAUCGAUGCCAUAAAAGACAGAGUUCUUGAAGAGGUAGAAAGAGAUGUAGACACUGCAAAGAAGAGCAAGCCCACAGAAGAAAGCGAGCUAUUCAAGGACAUUCUCUUGUAG